UAAUGCCUGGCAUCUCUAUAAAUUGGAAUCGGGUCUUGGUUUGGUUGAAUUGGGAACGGCUCUUGGUUUACUUGACCCAUUCCAUUUUUAAUGGCGGAAUUGGGAACGGCCCACCUCGCCUCCGUGUUCUUCUCCUUCGCCGCCGUGUUCGUGGUCUUCUCCCUGCUGUUGCUGCUCCUGUGGAGGCGUCCGGGCUGCUGCAGCUGCCACGUGUGCCGGGCGUACCUUAGCGGCUCCUGGGCGACGGAGUUCGACAACCUCGGCGACUGGUACACGCACCUGCUGCGCGCCUCGCCCACGGCCACCAUCCACCUCCACGUGCUCGGCAACACCGUGACGGCCAACCCGGACAACGUCGAGUACAUGCUCCAGACCCGGUUCGCCAACUUCCCCAAGGGCAAGCACUUCGCCGCCGUCCUCGGCGACCUCCUCGGCCAUGGUAUCUUCAACGUCGACGGCGACGCCUGGCGCUUCCAGCGCAAGAUGGCCAGCCUCGCCGUCGGCAGCGUUUCCUUACGCGCGUACGCCGCGGGGGUUAUUGAUGAAGAGAUUUCCCGCGGUGUGACGCAACGCCUCUGCUCGGUCGCCGACGCCGGCGGGGCCGUCGAUCUGCAGGACUUGUUUCGAAGGUUCGCGUUUGAUACUAUUUGCCGGAUUUCAUUUGGGCUCGAAAGGGGAUGCCUCGAGCUGCCUGUGCCGAUGGAGGAGUUCGUGGCGGCGUUCGACGCUGCCUCGCGGCUGUCGGCGAUGAGAGGCGCCGCGGCGGCGCCGGUGGUGUGGAAACUGAAGAGGCUGCUGAACAUUGGGUCGGAACGAGAGCUGCGUCGUGCGGUCGGGAUGAUCGACGGGCUGGCCAAGGAGGUGAUCAAGCAGAGGCGGAAAAUAGGAUACGCCGGCGGCCACGACCUCCUCUCUCGGUUCAUGAGCUCAGUGAAGGACGACGAUGAGUACCUCCGCGACAUCGUCGUCAGCUUCCUCCUGGCUGGCCGGGACGCCGUCGCUUCCGGGCUCACCGGCUUCUUUCUUCUCCUUACGCGCAACCCACGGGCGGCGGCGCUUGUGCGGAAGGAAAUAAACGCCGGAUCCGGUCGGAACUACGUGAAGGCAGCGAUCCACGAGAGCCUUCGACUGUUCCCUCCGGUGCAGUUCGACUCCAAGUGGUGCACCGACGACGACGUGCUGCCGGACGGCACCUUCGUAAGGAAGGGCACGCGCGUGACGUACCAUCCGUACGCCAUGGGGCGGAUGGAAAGCAUCUGGGGCGCCGACUGCGGCGAGUUCGUUCCGGAGAGGUGGCUUCGCGGCGACCAGUCGGCGUUUGCAGCAGAGAGCCUCUUCAAGUACCCUGUUUUCCAGGCAGGGAGCAGGGUGUGCCUCGGCAAGGAGCUCGCGCUCAUGGAGAUGAGGAAGGUGGUGGUCGCCGUGCUGGGCCAAUUCGACGUCGAGGUGGUGGACGCGGACCGGCCGGUAAAGUUCGCCCCGGGACUGACCGCGACGUUUAGCGGCGGGGUGUGGGCGCGGGUGAAGCGGCGGGUGGCGGCGCCGCUGCCUACUGAUCAAUUAACUCUGGCGUAAUUUUUUUAUUGGCUAUAUUUUUCUAUAAAUGUAUUGUCUAUAAAUAACGGCGUGAUUUGACCAGGGGAAAAAUGACUAUGAACCAAAGCCUAAUCUUUGAACUAGCAAUUUGCCUUU
This is a messenger RNA of Zingiber officinale, 1692 nucleotides long. RefSeq names its product cytochrome P450 94C1-like. Gene Ontology annotation, molecular function: oxidoreductase activity, acting on paired donors, with incorporation or reduction of molecular oxygen; heme binding; monooxygenase activity. The coding region runs from base 91 to 1575 and encodes 494 amino acids. The record is from RefSeq and is a predicted model, not a curated record. NCBI's taxonomy places the organism in Eukaryota, Viridiplantae, Streptophyta, Magnoliopsida, Zingiberales, Zingiberaceae. The transcript has a single exon.